UGAUCCAUCACUCUCCCCAGGGAAACAACCACUUCCGCAAUCUCCUUCCAACGGCCGGAAUCCCCGACCACUGAGCAAUAUUACGCCUCUUUUCUGACCCAUCAAUCACUCCUUCAGGCUUCCAUCAUGCCCAAAGAUAAAGAACGAUCCAUCAAUCCCGCCCAAGCCCAGCGCAAACUAGAAAAACAAAAAGCGCUGAAAAAGGGCAAAGCGGAAGCAGUCGCACGACGAAACGAAAAGCUUGCGCGUCGUAAUCCCGAGCGGAUACAGCGGCAGAUCAAUGAUUUGAAAGCUAUAGAGGAGUCCGGGCAGCCGUUACGGCCGCGCGAGAAGCAGAUAUUAGAGGAAUUGGAGCGGGAUUUGCGGGCAGUGCAGAAGGCGAGAGAGGCUUUGGGUGAUAAAGCGCCACACGUCUUAGGCAAGAGGCGGAGAGAUGAGCGCCAACAACAAUGGAGACAAGAGAGUGACGAUGGCAGCGAAACAGACGAGAGUGUUCGUAACAUCCCCAUGCCGAGAGAUACACCACCUCCCAUACCCCCCGAAUUUCGAAGGCGGGUUCCUACGACUGCACAAGGCGAAGAAGGCCCUCGUCAACCACAUGCAUUACCCGCAAAGCCAGAGAUAAGCGCACAACCACGAACAGUCUAUGAAUCAGCGCCUGUGAUUCGAGACCUUAGAAAAGAAGCAGUAAGCAAAUUUGUGCCGGCUGCAGUUCGGAAACAGCAAGAAGCUAUAAGAGGGCAGGGGAGAUUAGUGGAGCCGGAAGAGAUGGAUAGGUUAGAGAAGGCGGGUUAUGUACAGACGGCCAGAAAUCCGAGCAAGGGUAAUGAAGGGAAGGAACAAGAGGAGGAAGAUCCGGAAGAGAUUCUAAGAAGAAUUGAGGAGGAGACGAGGGCUCAGUCAUCGCCGAAUCAGCAGAGGGCUCAUAAUGUGGAUAUUGAGGAGGUUAGUGAUGAGGAUAACAUGUGA
Messenger RNA from Talaromyces stipitatus ATCC 10500, 969 nucleotides. RefSeq lists its product as uncharacterized. The coding region runs from base 127 to 969 and encodes 280 amino acids. Gene Ontology annotation, biological process: RNA processing. The transcript is spliced from 2 exons. NCBI's taxonomy places the organism in Eukaryota, Fungi, Ascomycota, Eurotiomycetes, Eurotiales, Trichocomaceae. The record is from RefSeq and is a predicted model, not a curated record.